GCGGAAAAACUCAGCAAACAGAAAAGCAACGAAAAAAUUCAAGGGAGAGAGAUUGCAUUUUGUCUGGAAAAAAUAUAAUUUGCAUUUUUCAGUGUUAAUACCCUUAAUCUCUGUGUGUUUGCCAAAGGAAAUUGCUGCAAAAAUGACUCCCUGGCUUGUACCAUUGGAAUCAAAUCCUGAGGUUCUCAACAAGUAUAUCUAUACGCUGGGAGUGUCGAAGAAAUGGAACAUUGUUGAUAUCUUUGGGCUAGAACCUGAAAUGCUGGAAUGGGUUCCCCAACCAGUAAGGGCUGUGAUCCUGCUCUUUCCCUGCUCAGAUGCUUAUGAAGCCCACCGUGCCAAGGAGAAUGCUGAACUUAAGGCUACUCCUCAGACAUAUCCAAGUGAUUUGUUCUACAUGCGACAGACAAUUCCAAAUGCCUGUGGCACAAUUGCUCUUGUCCACAGCAUCGCUAACAAUCCCGAUGUUGAGCUGGAGGAUGGUGGAGUUCUCACGAAGUAUCUCAAGGAAACUCGUGAGUUGACACCGGAGGAACGUGGUAGAAUUCUCGAGGAGAACAAAGAGUUCAUCGGAACCCACCAGGAAGUGGCUCAAGAAGGACAGACUGAAGCUCCAAAUCCAGAUGAGAAGAUCAUCCAUCACUUUGUGGCUUUUGUCAACAAAGACGGUGAACUCCUUGAGCUCGACGGUCGCAAGGAAUUCCCAGUGAAGCAUGGACCAACAUCAGCUGAAACUCUCCUUCAGGACGCAGCUAAGGUAUGCAAGAUCUUUAUGCAGCGCGAUCCUGAGGAGGUUCGCUUCAAUGUCAUUGCCUUAACUGCAACUCAGAAUUAACUCCUUCUGGGAGAGUCUCAUCCGUUUAUGGUUCUUUAUUUUGCUUUAAAUCUAAAUUAUGCGUCAUUUGAAUUGCUUUGAGGAAAUGGCACUAUAUCCAGAAGAUCCUGAUACAUUUCCAUGUGAAUUUUUGUAAAAGCCAGUGCUGAAAUUUCAUUUAAUAAUAUAUUUACUACACAGCUACCA
Messenger RNA from Phlebotomus papatasi, 1021 nucleotides. RefSeq names its product ubiquitin carboxyl-terminal hydrolase-like. Gene Ontology annotation, cellular component: cytoplasm. NCBI's taxonomy places the organism in Eukaryota, Metazoa, Arthropoda, Insecta, Diptera, Psychodidae. The coding region runs from base 143 to 835 and encodes 230 amino acids. Gene Ontology annotation, biological process: ubiquitin-dependent protein catabolic process; protein deubiquitination. The transcript is spliced from 3 exons. The record is from RefSeq and is a predicted model, not a curated record. Gene Ontology annotation, molecular function: cysteine-type deubiquitinase activity.